AUGUUUCCUUAUUUUAGAUCUCCAGACAAGAACAUGGCUUCUGAUGAAAGGGAGAUAGUGGUUUGGGUAUGCCAGGAGGAGAAAAUUGUGUGCGGACUGACAAAGCGCACAACCUGUGCUGAUGUGAUCCAAGCUCUACUAGAGGAACAUCAAGCUACAUUUGGAGAAAAAAGGUUUCUUUUUGGACAACCUAGUGAUUAUUGUAUCAUAGAAAAAUGGAGAGGCUCUGAGCGGGUCCUUCCCCCGCUGACAAAAAUGCUGAGACUUUGGAAGGCCUGGGGAGAGGAGCAGCCCAAUUUGCACUUUGUUCUGGUGAAGUCAGAUGCUUUCCUCUCAUUUCCGUUGUGGAGGACAGCUGAAGCAAAGAUAGUACAAAACAUAGGAAGACAAUGGGAGCUCAGCCCAGCGAAUUACAUGAAGUUGUUGCCAGUGGAUAAGCAAAAGAGGAUUGUUAGAAAGACUUUCAGGAAACUGGCCAAACUUAAACAGGACCAUACUCUGCAAGAGCGAGACAAUAUGGAGACACUGAUUCAUCUGAUCAUUUCCCAAGAUCAUACCAUUCAUCAGCAAGUCAACAGAAUGAAGGAAUUGGAUACGGAAAUUGAAACAUGUGAAGCCAAAUUCCACCUAGUUCAGGUAGAAAAUGAUGGAGAAAAUUAUGUGCAGGAUUCUUAUUUAAUGGCCACUCCAAAUGAUGCUGAGCAACAAACAAAUGUGCCACAUGGUCAACAUCAGAUGCAUGAAUACUUGAGCAAAAGUGAUGGAAUUUUACAGAUGGAAGAAGGACUGAAACAUCACAAACUACUAAUUGAAAAGCUCUGUGCUGAAAUUGAAAAAGAGGUAAAAGGUGUAUGCACUGAAACAAAUGGAGAUGGUAAAUGCAUGGCAGAGGCCUUAAAUGGCCAACUAGAAUCCUCAAAUUUAGAAAGUGUCAAACAUGAAUUGGAAAAAAGUACGAAAGAUGGCUUGAGAAUCCACUCUCACUUGAGCUGCAUUCAGAAAGAGCUUACCUACAGGGACUUGCUGCUGCAAAAGAAGGAAAAAGAAUAUGAACUCCUUGCGGAAGAAUUUAAUUCACUGCAUAUCAAAGACAAAAUUGAAUCCAGAUGUCCAGCUAAUGAAGAGCAGGCAAAAGGCAGCGAGGUUUCCAGCAAGUGUGUCGCAGUGCCAGACUUUGUUCGUAAAGUGAUUAAUGUAGACAUAAAUGAUACGGACUCUGACACUGGAAUCAGCUCGACUCAUAGUCAGGACUCUGAAACAGCUUUAGGAGACAUGAUACUGUUGUCAACAUAG
Molecule: messenger RNA, 1293 nt
Organism: Emys orbicularis (European pond turtle)
Lineage: Eukaryota; Metazoa; Chordata; Testudines; Emydidae
Gene: RASSF9
Product: Ras association domain family member 9
Exons: 1
Coding region: 1-1293 (430 amino acids)
Biological process (GO): intracellular transport; signal transduction
Cellular component (GO): recycling endosome; trans-Golgi network transport vesicle membrane; cytosol
Source: RefSeq, a predicted model, not a curated record